UCCACUGCUUAACAACAGAACUGUUACAGUGUGUUGUGGAUGGUCAGGAGGCCAUCACCCCAUACUGAGUCACUGCCUCACCCCCCGUGCUGAGAGCCAGUUGUGACAUACACAGCUAGGAUUAGCUGGCCCGGUCUCCAUGACGCUCCCAGCCUCCUGAAAUAGAGAGGGAGAAGGAUACUCAAGACACAGCAACAACCAGCUGCCUCAUACAGAAACAGGAGUUGAUAAACAACUGAGCAAAGCCAGAGAAAGACACACUAAAAGAGAUAAAGCCACUGUAUCACACUGAAGAGACAGAGAGGCAGUUAGAGACCACAGUCAAAACAGAGACCAAGACAGUCACAACAGGCAUUUAGAGACUACAGACAAAACAGAGGCCAAGACAGUCACAACAGGCAGUUAGAAACUACAGUCAAAACAGGCAGUUAGAGACCACAGUCAAAACAGAGACCAAGACAGUCACAACAGGCAGGUAGAGACUACAGUCAAAACAGAAACCAAGACAGUCACAACAGGGAGCCUCACCUGCAUCGUAGUAGUGAUCAACAGAGUCAUAGAAAGAGAAUCACGAGAGACUGAGAGUGUCAGCACUGGGGAAUACAGACACACUACUCAGAACCAGAGAGCCAGGCAUGGCCCGGAUCACUGCAGAAGAGAUGCCGCGUCAGUUCCUCAAGGUCUCGCUGAGCGAGGUGGAUGAGUCAGUGCGUCUGCUGGCAGAGAAGGUGUACGCCUCGGCGCUGAAGGAGGAGGACACCAAGGAUGCCCUGUCCAUGUACACAGUGUCCGAGGACUGUCCCAUCGGCAUGAACCAGGUCCGGGAGCGAGAGAUGCUCAAGGAGAUCGCCGAGCAGUACUCUGAGGAGAGCACUAAGAGGAAGAAGAGUUUCAAAAUGAAGCGUUCCCAGUCAGUAGGUCAGCCGUUUCCCAGUUCCCUCAACAUCAGUCCAGAGUGGGCUUUGUCUGUGGUCACUCCUCUGCUCUCCCCUGGCGCCCCCUGUAUCCCAGAGAACUCCCUAGAGUUCCAGAGGGUCACCAUUAGCGGAGAUUAUUGUGCAGGGAUCACAGUGGAGGACUAUGAGCAGGCAGCCAAGACCCUGAUUAAAGCCCUGUUUAUCAGGGAGAAGUACUCCAGGCUGGCCUACCACCGCUUCCCCAGGACCACCGCCCAGUUCCUCCGCAGCGCUGAGAACCAGAAGUGGAACGUGGAGGAGGAGAUCUUGCCAGACAUGUGCCCCUGCCCUCGAGAGGGGGAGGACCCGUACACUACGGAGGGCAUCCCUGACGACCUGAACUACGCAUUACAGAUGAAGGACGGUAUCGUGUAUGUGUACAACGACGCAGAGGCCCUGAAGAAGCAGCAGCCCCGCAGCUUGCCCUACCCCGACCAGGAGACCUUCGCCAUCGACCUCAGCCAUGUCCUCGCCAUGAUCGCCGACGGGCCGACGAAAACCUACUGCCACAGACGACUGAAUUUCAUGGCCUCCAAGUUCUAUCUGCAUGAGAUGUUGAAUGAGAUGGCUGAGCUGAAGGAGCUGAAACGUGUACCUCACAGAGACUUCUAUAACGUCAGGAAGGUAGACACUCACAUCCACGCAGCAGCUUGCAUGAACCAAAAGCACCUGCUGAAGUUCAUCCAGACCACCUACAAGACCGAAGCGGACCGAGUGGUGCUGGAGAAGGGGGGCCAAAAGAUCACCUUAAAACAAGUGUUUGACACCCUGGCCAUGGACCCCUAUGACCUCACUGUGGACUCCCUGGACGUGCACGCUGGAAGGCAAACAUUCCACCGCUUUGACAAGUUCAACUCCAAGUACAACCCAGUGGGAGCCAGUGAACUCCGAGAGAUUUACCUGAAAACAGACAACUACAUCAAAGGGGAAUACUUUGCACGCAUCAUCAAGGAAGUGGCCCAUGAGCUGGAGGAGAGUAAGUACCAGCACGCAGAGCCCCGUAUGUCCAUCUACGGCCGCUCCCCUGACGAAUGGGAAAGCCUGGCUUCAUGGUUCAUCCAGCACAAGGUGCACUCCCCCAACAUGCGCUGGAUCAUCCAGGUGCCCAGGAUCUAUGACAUUUUCAAGUCGAAGAACAUAAUACAGAACUACGCCAAGCUGCUGGAAAAUAUUUUCCUCCCACUGUUCAAGGCUACAGUCAAUCCACAAAAGAACAAGGAGAUGCAUGUUUUCUUGAAAUAUGUGACUGGGUUCGACAGUGUGGAUGAUGAGUCCAAGCACAGCGACCACAUGUUCUCCUACAAGAGCCCCAAACCUGAGGAGUGGACCUCAGGCGAAAACCCGCCCUACAGUUACUACCUCUUCUACAUGUACGCCAACAUCAUGGUGCUCAACAACCUGAGGAAGGAACGAGGCCUCAAUACUUUCCAGUUCCGGCCCCACUGUGGCGAGGCCGGGUCCAUCACCCACCUGGUCUCUGCCUUCCUCACGGCCGACAACAUCUCCCACGGCCUCAAUCUGAAGAAGAGUCCUGUGCUGCAGUACCUGUAUUACCUGGCCCAGGUCCCCAUCGCCAUGUCUCCUUUGAGCAACAACAGCCUGUUCCUGGAGUACUCCAAAAACCCUCUCAAGGAGUUCCUCCAGAAGGGCCUGUGUGUGUCCCUGUCCACUGACGACCCCAUGCAGUUCCACUACACCAAGGAGGCCUUAAUGGAGGAGUAUGCCAUUGCAGCCCAGCUGUGGAAGCUCAGCACCUGUGACACAUGUGAGAUUGCCAGGAACAGUGUGCUGCAGAGUGGUCUGUCUCACCAGGAAAAGAAGCACUUCCUGGGGCCCAACUACCUGCAGGACGGGCCGGAGGGGAAUGACAUCAGACGGACCAACGUGGCUCAGAUCCGCAUGGCCUACCGCCACGAGACUCUGUGCAAUGAGCUCAGCUUCCUGGUGGAAGCCGUGAAGACCGAGGCCAGCGGCACAGAUGUAGAGUGACCACAGCUCUACCGAGCUGAGCCAGGCUUAACCAAGCUGAGCUGUACAGUGCUUGCCUGGUCAGUGGUUACACAUUCACUGCACAGUAGUUGAUGGAACCGUGCUGGAAAGGUCAAUAUGAAAAGAUAGUAUCUGAGACAGCACUGUAUGGUUUGGGUUAGGACAUUAAUGUGACCUCUGGUCUCUAUUUCAGCUCUAGACCACAGCCAAAUUCUGUACUGGGUCGUUCCAUGAAAUGAGUGCCUUCUGCAUCCCUUUGAUAUUUGAAGUAGAAAUUGUGCACCAAUAUUGAAAUGUAAAAACCUGUUAUAUUAAAUAAAGUGCCCAUGGAGAAUUCAAAUCAGAUUUUUUACAUGAACGAAGACAUGCUAAAGUGCCAAACUCAGCAUUUUGACAUGUCCCUACGUGCACCUUCUGUGACUUUAGGAAGAUUCAACCCAUUUAACCCCCAAAAUGUCUCACAGGUUUUCACCAUCAUGGUAAAGCCCUAGUUAUUUUGUUGCUUUGACAAAGUCAUUUCUGAAAAUGAUUAUUCAUUUAAUCUGAUUAGUGAUUUAUUUACGUCUGUCCCUCAUUUUAACGUCAACCAUGUUACGUGAACUGAAAUUAUGUUUUAAUAUAUUGAAACUAUUCCUUUUUAAGUAGUUUUUUCAAAAGAAACAUUGAACAUCUAAUUGUCAAAUCAUAGUCUAAAAGCAGGUGAGCUGGUUCUACUCUUCUUGGCCAUUUGCUGGUGUUUAGUGGCAAAAAAACAGAGCAGGUCGAGCAUAACGUCAACCCUGUUAUCCAUAGAUAGACAUAUAGAAGCUUGCAUUUAAUUGGCCCUCCCUGUUGUACACAACAAGCUUCCAUUCCCCCUCUCACAAGGGGAUUUAUGGCUGAUUUAAGAUGAAAUCGUCAACCCUGCUACGGUCAACCCUGCUAUGGUCAACCCGGUUACAGUCAACCCGGUUACGGUCAACCCGGUUACGGUCAACCCGGUUACUUUAUUUGGCACUUACUAUAGUCAUUUUUGUAUUUAACCUCUUGAGAUGGGAAAACAUGUUUUUUAUUCAGUUGAA
This is a messenger RNA of Coregonus clupeaformis (lake whitefish), 4006 nucleotides long. Its product is annotated as AMP deaminase 3-like. Gene Ontology annotation, molecular function: AMP deaminase activity. Bases 636 to 2945 code for a protein of 769 amino acids. NCBI's taxonomy places the organism in Eukaryota, Metazoa, Chordata, Actinopteri, Salmoniformes, Salmonidae. Gene Ontology annotation, biological process: AMP metabolic process; IMP salvage. The transcript has 16 exons. The record is from RefSeq and is a predicted model, not a curated record. Gene Ontology annotation, cellular component: cytosol.